CUCCUCCCCUUUCCUUAAGUUACAGGGAUAGUAAGUUGCUGUAUUCCCCAGCACAUGCAGAUUGUCAGUUUUCUCUGUCUCCCACUCGCUGAACUGCUGUAUCUGCCGGGAAAUCCCUGCCUUAUCUGCCACCUCGGUGUUUGUACAACACUGCAGAUCUGAAAAGGUUUCUGCAGUACCUCCCACGGAAAAGGGUCUCUCACUUUUCUGAAGGGAUUUUGACAGAAGUUAAUUGUAAGAGAAAACUUUCUGCAAGACAGAUGACUAAAGGUAACGGAGAAGAUCCCAAAAGUGGAAGUAGGAUGGAACGCUUUCAACAAGGAGUCCGGAAACGUACACUUCUGGCCAAAAAAAAGGUGCAGAGCAUAACAAAGGAUGAUGUUAAAAGUUACUUAUUGAGGAAUGCCUUUGUGCUCUUCACCGUUGUUGCUGUGAUUCUUGGUGUAAUCCUUGGAUUUUCUCUCCGAUCAUACAAGAUGAGCUAUCGGGAAGUCAAGUACUUUUCAUUUCCAGGAGAACUACUCAUGAGAAUGCUGCAAAUGCUGGUCUUACCACUAAUUGUGUCCAGCUUAGUCACAGGAAUUGCUGCCCUGGAUAGUAAAGCAUCAGGGAAGAUGGGAGUUCGAGCAGUAGUCUACUACAUGAGUACUACGAUCAUUGCUGUACUGAUUGGUAUAAUCAUUGUGGUCAUCAUCCACCCUGGGAAAGGUACAAAAGAAAACAUGCACAGAGAAGGCAAAAUUGUGCAAGUGACAGCAGCAGAUGCCUUUCUUGAUUUAAUCAGAAAUAUGUUCCCUCCAAAUCUGGUGGAAGCUUGCUUUAAACAGUUCAAAACUAACUAUGAAAAGAGAAUGUUUAAAGUAGAUAUUCCAUCCAAUGACACAUCCACGGUGGCUUCCAUAAUAAGCAAUGUGUCUGAAGCAAUGGAAACUCUCACCCGAAUGAAAGAGGAAAUGGUUCCUGUUCCAGGUUCUGUAAAUGGAGUGAAUGCCCUUGGCUUGGUGGUUUUCUCAAUUAGCUUUGGCUUAGUGAUCGGAAGCAUGAAGGAGCAAGGUCAGGCAUUAAAAGACUUCUUUGAUAGCCUUAAUGAGGCUAUCAUGAGAUUGGUAGCUCUAAUCAUGUGGUAUGCACCACUUGGAAUCCUGUUCUUGAUUGCUGGAAAAAUUGUUGAAAUGGAAGAUAUGGGUGUGAUUGGUGGUCAGCUCGCCAUGUACACUGUAACAGUUAUCAUUGGUUUGCUUAUUCAUGCUGUCAUUGUCCUACCUCUUCUGUACUUCCUGAUCACUCGUAAGAACCCUUGGGUAUUUAUUGGAGGCCUAAUCCAGGCACUAGUCACAGCUUUGGGAACAUCUUCCAGUUCUGCAACACUACCUGUUACAUUUAAAUGUCUAGAAGAAAUAAACGGAGUGGACAAACGAGUUACAAGAUUUGUACUCCCUGUUGGUGCUACAAUUAAUAUGGAUGGAACUGCUCUAUAUGAGGCUUUGGCUGCAAUUUUCAUUGCACAGGUUAACAACUUUGAUCUGAACUUUGGGCAGAUCAUCACAAUCAGCAUCACAGCUACUGCUGCCAGUAUUGGGGCUGCAGGCAUUCCUCAAGCUGGACUGGUCACCAUGGUCAUUGUGCUUACAUCAGUAGGUUUGCCUACAGAUGAUAUCACUCUUAUCAUUGCCGUGGACUGGUUCUUGGAUCGUCUUCGUACCACUACCAAUGUCUUGGGAGACUCCAUUGGAGCAGGAAUUGUUGAACACUUAUCACGGCAUGAGCUGAAGAACAGGGAUGCUGAGAUGGGUAAUUCUGUGAUAGAGGAAAAUGAAAUGAAGAAACCAUACCAGCUGAUCUCACAAGAAAAUGAGAGUGAGAAACCAUUAGAUAGUGAAACCAAGAUGUAGGGUAAAGAAGGCAUGAGUCCAACACUACAAGUGUGGAAAAUACACACUUAUUCCAGCCAUUUAUAUAAUGAAUUUACCAAGUCCACUUAUUCCCUGUAAUCUCCCUUUAUGCUUGCACUGGAAAGAAUUAAUGAAAAUAUAUUCCAAAUUAGCAGUGAUCAAGAUAUAUGUUGUCUUCCCACUUAAAAAAGAAAAUUAACAGGCAACAACACUGGUCCUGCUAUACAAGUGAUAACUGGGGAUAAAAAAAUCAUAAUCAAUUAAGUUAAAAAAUAAAAAUCAGUGUGUGUGUUACUCGGUCCUGUAAAUGUGAUUUUUUUUUUAUGAACUGGAAAGUAAGAACAGAUAACAGAGCCUGAAAACGGUUUUAUUUUUUUAAAUACUUGUGAAAUUCCUAACAUCUAUAAGCACACAAUCAAUACUUCUAACUUAAUAACUGCAUUCAGCUAAGUAAAUUAACAACAUUUUUUUGUUUUUUCAUCUGAUGUUCUUUUGUCCUAGCAUUACAUCCUUGUUCAAUUACUAGCAAGACAAUAAAAAGGACUGUAAUUGAAAGGAUUAAAAAAAAAGAGAUAUGUAGGUAAAGACAAAAAAAAAAUAAAAAUAAAUAAAAAAAAUCCACAAUGAGCACUUGAAAUACUUCUGAUGAAAGUGAUUUUAUCUGGACACAGUUUUUUGCAUUGUCCUCAGCUGAUCUUGACAAAAACUUAGUCAGCUCCCACUAACUUGCAAACAUUUUUGUAUAUACCUCCACUCUGUAUUUGACCCCAUACAGCUGAACAAUAUAUGUGUGUAAGUGCUUGUAGGAGCAAAGCCCUAGGCUGUAGUGACUCUGGGACUGGAAAUGCAUUUUCAUCUAUGUGUGGAGGGAAAAAAAAAAUAAAAAAAAAAAGCUCUGGGUAUGUCAAUUAAUCUCCUUAAUAAGCAAUAAUAAGAAUAGGAGGGAGUGUUAUCCCUCUGCAGAAGGUACAGAAGGGUGAGAUAAUCAUAUCCUAAUGGAACUGGAUUCUAAAUCUGAAUCCCUGAUGCCAAAAAGGGAUUUUCUGAUUGGAAGACUCCCAAAUGCUUGCUCACUCCACUGACAGCAAUAAAGCUGUUAGCUGAAUUUACAUUUUUCUGCCUGGAGAAGAUUCCCUAACUACAUGAGAAUUUUCCUUGUGCAUUUAUUGACAGCAUCUCAAAAAUAAAAAACAACCCUUUAGAAAGCAAAACUUAUGGGUGCUUUUUCACAUUUUUCUAGGAAAAAAAAAUGUAUAAAAUGCAAAAUACUAAAUACUAUAAUAAAUAUUGAAAACUUAAUUAGAAAGAAUUUUAAAGGUCAAUAUUGUAGGUUUCUUUCAGGAAACAGAUAAACAAAGAAUGAAAAAUGGGGAUAAUUCACUUGUAAUCCUGUGGCUGUUUGUUCAUUUCAGCAUUAUUCCCUGAUGAAGCCCUUUUCUAGAAAUGUAAAUUAUAUAGAUUUUCCUUUUAACCUUGUAUUAUUAUAGAGGUUAAACUGUAAAAUUUAAUAAUACAGUUAUGGCUGGGGGAAUGAAGAAAUAUUAAUUGGAAGGCACAAUAAUGUUGAGCAAUCAUUUUUAUUCAAACAUAAGUUUCUCUUCUUUCUGUCUUUCCUGUAUAAAAAUAAAUAAAUAAAUAAAAAUGAAGGAUUCCCUUGCAAUGUCCCAGUUGCUACUCAAAAAUUCAGUAUGUUGCUUUUGUCACUAAAAGAAUAUAAAUACAGUGUGUUUCACUGUAGUGAAUAUGUCAGCAUCUUGAUUGAAGGCAAAUCUUUUUCUGUGUCUAAAGUAACAAGGCAAGACUUUUUUUCAGGACUGAAAACUCAUGCCCAACUUCUCCUGUUGAGUAGCCCAGACAGUAUGGGCAGGAAGUUUUCAGUGACUGAAGUGAGCCAGGUUAAACCCAGACUAUCAAGCAGUCAAACCUGCAAAGCUCUAAAUGGCUCUCUGGCUGAAAGAAAGCAAGUACAAUUUAUUUUUUUUCUAACAGAACACAAAUCUAGGAUUCAGACAUUUUCUGAUAUGUAAUUAGAGAUAUUUUUAUAUAGCUACUGUAUUCAGAAUGUGUGUAUAAAUGUUAACUGUAGAAUUUAUGGCAUAACAAUUUAAUUUUUGUUAAGAUUCUGUUUGGAAAUACAUUGCAAAGGCUUAAUGUAAAUGGCUGUCUUUCUAUGACAUCAGCUCAGAAAAAUGAAUUGUGUCACAAAGUAUGUGAUCUUUUUUUAUACUAACUCUGUUUCUUUUGGAAAUCAGAUAUUAUAGAAAGAUUCCUUUCCCCAUCCCUUAUUGGUUCUGCAUUGGUAUGCACCCAGAGUGGAUUGAGAAACAUUACUUUGUAGAUGUAUUUUCAAUAAAAAUAGUUUUACAUUA
This is a messenger RNA of Oxyura jamaicensis (ruddy duck), 4261 nucleotides long. It is a transcript of the gene SLC1A3, whose product is annotated as solute carrier family 1 member 3. Gene Ontology annotation, biological process: L-glutamate import across plasma membrane; L-aspartate import across plasma membrane; D-aspartate import across plasma membrane. Gene Ontology annotation, molecular function: L-glutamate transmembrane transporter activity; glutamate:sodium symporter activity; neutral L-amino acid transmembrane transporter activity. Lineage: Eukaryota; Metazoa; Chordata; Aves; Anseriformes; Anatidae. The record is from RefSeq and is a predicted model, not a curated record. Gene Ontology annotation, cellular component: plasma membrane. The transcript has 10 exons. The coding region runs from base 261 to 1892 and encodes 543 amino acids.